AUGGCAGCAAUCCUACCAAACCCUUUUGCAUUGAAAUCUAACAGCAACCACCGUUACUUGUGCUACGGAGCAGGCAGGAUUCUCCAAUUCACAGGGCAGGAUCCUGCCCCAUUUUUCACAACGGAGAAUGCACAAACCCCCGGAUACAUGCAUAUCAAGUACAAUGCAAUCGGCAAAUACUUGGUAAGGGUGCCGGGUCAAACUCGACCGCUAUUGAAGAUCGUGGCCACCGCUGAUACACCAAACGAAAACACGACCGAUGACAAUUGCACUUUGUUCGAGUCUGAGAAUGUCGGACCAAAUACCCCCACACAAGUGGUCUUCCGAUUUCGCCAAGUGCAGAGCAAGCUCUAUAUAAGGCCAAACUAUGUGCAAGGUUUAGAAGGUGUCCUCUGUGCAUUGGAUGCCAACACUGACGUCAAUGGAGUAGCGGAUCUCCUUACAGCCGUUGGGCCUCGUUGA
Messenger RNA from Pyrus x bretschneideri (Chinese white pear), 462 nucleotides. RefSeq lists its product as uncharacterized. Bases 1 to 462 code for a protein of 153 amino acids. Lineage: Eukaryota; Viridiplantae; Streptophyta; Magnoliopsida; Rosales; Rosaceae. The transcript has a single exon. The record is from RefSeq and is a predicted model, not a curated record.